GAUAAGAACGGAUUUUUUUCCAAUCAUACUUCCUAUUUAAUACUCCGGUGGGUAAAACAGAAAUGGUCUUCAAAGGGUUAAAGGCAAUAGCUGUGCUAUUCUCUUCUUUUGUAUGCAUAGCCAAUGGAUAUACAGUUAAUUAAAGUUUUCGAAUUUCGAUUUUAAAUUUGAUUUUGUGAUAAAAACUGUGCAGAAAUAAAAUUUUCAUGGAGUCAUCACUGAGUAUAGUAGCGUCAUCCACUGAAAUUGAAAUAAAGGCAGAGAAACAAACUAACGCAAAUGGAAAGGCAGUUGUGACUCUUGAGAAAUUGCUUGAACAAUAUGGCGACAAUGGAGUGAAGACAUUUGCUAAUGGAGAACUGCACGAUCCCGAUAGACAAACAUUUAUUGUGGAUGCUUCUAGGCUGCUUGCAUCUGUUUAUGAUAACCUUAGAGGUGGGUUUAGCGAAGAUGAGUUAGAAAGAUACACUGACAUGGUAUCAACCAUUUCUCAUAAGUAUAAGGAUAAUCCUGAAUUAGUGCAUCAAAUUUCCAACUGGCGCAAAUCCAGGAAAGAACUGAUCGAAAUAUCCAUGUCAGCUGCCAAUCAGCUGGAUAAAUUUAUAUUUGUAGUUAACAUAUCUCGGAUAAUUGGUUCAAUAACUGAAAUAUUAAAUUCUUUAAAUUUAGACAUCUAUCAGAAAUGUUGUUCCGGUAUUACAUUUUAUAUAUAUAGCAUUUCACCAAGACUGGGAUUAAUAAUAGAAGGCGCAUUGGAACUCGCCCCUCAUCUUAGGUUUAUGGGUUUCGUGAGUUCCUUAUUUGAAAUUAUGCGUUCACAAGUUGUUAUCAACCAUGUUGUGAAAGCUAUGAAGAAAGAUAAAGAAAUGUUCCAGCCAUUAAAAGAAUGGUUUGACGAAACAGAUGAAUUCGAAGACUCGGUCAAGAGGUUGUUCCCUCAUGGCAUUGAUAAAGAAAUUAUUGAAGGAAUCGAAGGUGCAUUGAAGGAUCUUGGAAAAGAGGAGACGAUAUUUGCUGCAACUAUCUUAUCCAAUAUAAAGAAAGAUCCAAUGAUUUUUAAAGAUGGGAAAUUCUUGGCUAAAGUUUUUCUGUUUUGCAGAAGUGAUGCCGCCAAACAGUGGUAUAAAAGAAUGGUGGCAGGUGCUUGCCCAUCAGAGCUAGAAUGUGACAUGCUCUACUUCCGCACGGAACUACAGCAACUGGAAGGAACAGAUGUCGACUCAGGUUCGAAAUUAGAAAUUGGAAAAUGCUCCGUAGAACAAAUGGAAAAUACUGUAAAAAAUAAUUCGAAGUCACUUUUAGGUCGUUUUAUUCUUUGCUGCAUGAGUGGCAUGUCUAUAUACUAUUGCUACGAAAAUAUAAGAGCUGGAUCAAAACAUAGGUAUUCUGAUAGACUGAGAGAACUGUCAACAAAUGCGCAAUUAUUUUAUCAAAAAAUGGAAAAAAUACGUCUCUCAGAAAUGGAAUAAAUUUACAUUUUGAUUAAA
Molecule: messenger RNA, 1487 nt
Organism: Argiope bruennichi
Lineage: Eukaryota; Metazoa; Arthropoda; Arachnida; Araneae; Araneidae
Exons: 3
Coding region: 207-1469 (420 amino acids)
Source: RefSeq, a predicted model, not a curated record